UCCAGUCCUUUUAAACCGUGAGCUCUGCGUCUCUUAACCAGUGCUGAGCCGGGAGGCUGGCACCGCUGGAGGGGCUAGUAGGUGCCCACAGGCAGUGCCCAUGGAGUAUGACAGCUGAAGUCCGUAUUUCUCCAGCUCUGCAGUCUGCUUGGAUCCGUCCACCAUGCUGCACUUCGUGGUCAGUGCCCUGCUUGUGUGGAGCGCCGCUCUGGGCUGUCAGCUGUCCUCUGAAUGGAGACACCUGAGUGAGGGCUGCAGGGCAGAGCUGGCCCAGAUCAUCGUCUAUGCCAAGGUGCUGGCAGUGCACGAGGAGACCCACAGCAGCAUAUUCAGCACCAUGUACAACUACCUGCCCUGGCAGUACGAGGCAGGGGACAGCACCUUCUUCUACUCUGCUGAGAUCGAGCUGCUGUGUGACCAGGCAUGGGGCAGCAUGCUGGAGGUACCUGCGGGCUCCAGGCUGAACAUCUCUGGCCUGGGGUACUUUGACUGUCACUCCUAUACUGUAGUGGAAGGGCACUCCUACUUCUUCUUUCUCAGAAUGGACGAGAAUUACAAUAUGCUCCCACAUGGAGUGAAUUUCCAGGAUGCAAUAUUUGCAGAUACUCAAGACAACUGGAGACUCUUCUCAGGUCUUUUCCAGUACUCCAACUGUUCUCAAGGACAGCAAGUAAUAUAUGAAUUGGAAAGCCAUGAAGACAGUAGGCUUAUGUGCUCCUCGAUUCAGAGCGCAUUGUUUGAAGAAGAGGAGAGGGUGAAGAAACUUCAGGAGAAGGUGGCAUCACUUGAGAGUCGCAACAAACAGUUAAAAGAUCGCAUGAAGAAAGUCAAGAAAUCUUUAAGACAAGCCAAAAAGAAUGGCAGAAAUAUGGAGACGAUGAAUCAAAAACUGAACGCAAUUCUGUCUUCUAUGACAGGACAGAAUAUACAUGACAAUUCAUUACAGCAAAAAAAUUCCCAUUUAACGUAUCUGAAAGUAUAAGUGACUUAUAGAAGCUACAAUACAGGCCAGAUUUAUCAUGUAAAAAAGGUUAUGCCUGACACGAUUUGUAACCUUUCAAGCUUGAUUAGACGUUUAUUUCCAGGUACUUUGGUUGUAUGGUUGUAUUCCAAUAAUCUUGGUUAUUAGACACCAGGGGCAUCAUGAAUAGUGUUCUAAGUGGUUAAGAAAACAACAAUGGUACAAGCAUAUCACAAGACACAUCUGGUAAAGGUGAAUUAUUGUGAAUAUGAAUUACACAAAGGAAUUCCAUAUUUCAGAUCAGAGGUGUCAGUGCUUACUACUUUUAUCAACCAUCCACAAGAAUGAAUGUUAGCUCAUCAUGGACCUCACUGCUUGGACCCCAGCCAGUCACUGCCAGGGGGUAGCUCAGUUCCUUGUUCUAUCCUCAUCAGCACAUCUAUUGCAAGUGGGACUUGCACUGGGCGAGGAUGCGUACUGCAGAUAUAUCCAACUCUUUGGAAGGUAUAGAAAUAGGUAUAUGAAAGUGUUUGGCUGUAUUAAGCGUAGGUGGGCAUGCUCGAAUGCAGCAGAUGUGCUUGACUGCAAACAUUUAUCACCUAUCCUAUACAUCCAGUAGUUGUUGGUAAAACUAUAUUAAUGUGACAUAACUUCUGGAGAAUGCUCUGAUUUUGUGAUACAUUUUGGCCUAUGUGGGAGUUGCUGGGCAGCUCCAAUUUAUUAUCCUUAGUUACUUUUAUAUAUUUUGUAACCUACAAAACAUGUUUCCAUGCUUCAUAGCCAUGUAUAACAUUAUAACACAUUCAAUAAAAAUGUAAUUUGUGUAUUUUGUACAAAUAAACAUAUUCUACAACA
Molecule: messenger RNA, 1816 nt
Organism: Bufo gargarizans (Asiatic toad)
Lineage: Eukaryota; Metazoa; Chordata; Amphibia; Anura; Bufonidae
Gene: CCDC3
Product: coiled-coil domain containing 3
Exons: 3
Coding region: 164-982 (272 amino acids)
Biological process (GO): negative regulation of gene expression
Cellular component (GO): extracellular region
Source: RefSeq, a predicted model, not a curated record